AUGAGGAAUUAUUCGGAUGAAAUAGUGAAGCACAUUGAAGGUUGCUGGAAAUCCGAAGUCGAUGAACGGACGGAGUGGAAUUUUGUCACUUCAACUUUAUACGGAUUUGGCAUUGUCACAACACUUGGUUACAAUCGUAUAGCGCCGAUUACGCUGACCGGCCGUAUGUUCUGCAUUCUGUACGGACUGUGCGGCAUACCAGUCACAAUGAUCACUAUCGCCAAUGUUGGCCGUUAUCUUAACACAUUUGCAAAAAAUUGCAAACAAAAGUAUUUCUUUGUCUUUCUUCUCGCAAGCAAGCAACAACCAGUACAGUGCUUUGAUAGCAUUGCUGAUCAAGCAGCAUUGUCACUGAUAAUUGCUUGA
Gongylonema pulchrum is the source of this 366-nucleotide messenger RNA. Lineage: Eukaryota; Metazoa; Nematoda; Chromadorea; Rhabditida; Gongylonematidae. The record is from the annotation of a GenBank genome assembly.